GCGACGUCCCUCGCAGGUCGAGCCAGUAGUCGGAACGUUUCCGCCUCGCGGCCGCCUUUACCGUCGGCCCAGACGCCGCCGCUGCCGGUGGAGUGUGAGGACGCUGAGCCGUGCUGCCGGCGGGUAAUUUGGCGCUUCGCAUUCCCUCCGGCUGCUCAUAAGGCGGUGGUGCCGGCGCCCGAAGGAUGUGGCGGAGGCGGCAGUGGCAGGCGCCGCGGCCGAGGGAGCCCUGAGCAAGCGCUUCCCGGCUCCGCGCACCGGCGGCCCGGCCCGCUCGUCCAGCGGCCCCUCGCCCCCCGCCCCACCCCGCGGCGUCGCCCCUCGCGGCAGAGCCCACCCCUGGCCCGUUCCCCGCGCGCUGGAGCCCCGCGCCGUGGCUGAGGGGGAGUCCGUGAGCGCGGGAGCCGAGCGCCUCUCGGGGAGCCAGCGGCAGCCAGGAUGGCCUCGUCGUCGGGCAACGACGACGACCUCACCAUCCCCAGGGCUGCCAUCAACAAGAUGAUCAAAGAAACGUUGCCCAACGUCCGUGUGGCUAAUGAUGCCCGGGAGCUGGUGGUCAACUGCUGCACUGAAUUCAUCCACCUCAUCUCCUCCGAGGCCAACGAGAUCUGCAACAAAUCGGAGAAGAAAACCAUUUCCCCAGAGCAUGUCAUACAAGCACUAGAAAGUUUGGGGUUUGGCUCCUAUAUCAGUGAAGUAAAAGAAGUCUUACAAGAAUGCAAAACAGUAGCCCUAAAGAGAAGAAAGGCCAGUUCACGCUUGGAGAACCUCGGCAUUCCGGAAGAAGAGCUUCUAAGGCAGCAACAGGAAUUAUUUGCAAAAGCCAGACAACAGCAAGCAGAACUGGCGCAGCAGGAAUGGCUACAGAUGCAGCAAGCAGCUCAACAGGCGCAGCUUGCUGCUGCUUCAGCCAGUGCAUCCAAUCAGGCAGGAUCCUCUCAGGAUGAAGAUGAUGAAGAUGAUAUCUGAAAUUCACCAGCUGAGUUUGUCUUUACUAAGAAAUAUUUUUCCUGCACAAUGAAAACAGUGAAAUGAAUGCUUACCUGUAAGUUUGUAUGCAUCAUGGACUGGCAGUUGGUAUUCUAGGGGUGUCUGCUGUUGUGUGCUGUACAUGUAUAAACUGUCAUUUUUUUGAACUCUUGAAGAUUUAAGGUUCAGUAUCAUAUCAACUUUGGAUUUUUAAUGGUGUAUAUGGAAAUUUUAGAUAGCAGUGCGUCAUUUAUUUGAUCAAUAAACAGUGUUACAAUAAACAACGAGUUUAUAAAAUAUAGUGAGAUUUAUACAAAAAAACUCUAAAUCCACAUUUGCAUUUCUUCCCUUUUAACUAAACUAUAAAAUCUUACUUAGAAUUUUUAAUUGUUUUUUGGGGGAGUGGUACAGUAGGCAUAAUCUGUUAAUGGGAAAAAAGCAGAGUUCAGCAUAGUAGAGUCUGAAUUCUUAGUUCUUUUUAAAAUGAGGAUGUAUACGGCAAUAAAUAUUAUAUAUGCUCAAAUACCACACUUGUUAAAAUUUGAAAAUGAUACAUUUUCACCAAGCUAGGUAAAGGUAUGUUUAAUAGGAGUUGUACAAAUUCAGUCAUUUUUUUGUAUAGGGGUGAAAACAAACCAUGGUUUUAUUAUGACAUCCUUUGGCAGUCCUAACUGAAUAUUUCGCUUCAAAGACUGCCUGGUUUGAAGAACUAACUGCUAUUGUUUCACUCCAGUUUAAUGUUAACUGUUGUUGAUGGUAUUUCAUAGACCAGAUCUAUUCAUAUUGUUGAGAUAUAAAGCUGGAACUUGAUGAAACAAAAUUGUUUUAGUUCCACUGACGUAACUGGGAAUGAUUAAAUAUAGAAGCCUAAGAAAGCAAAAGAUGAAGCUAAGAGCAUGCUUACCAUAAAAGAGGGAAUUUAUUUAACCUUGAUUAGUCAUUGUUGUCAGCAUAAUGCUAACAUUCCCCAGACUAGAUUGCCACUGGAUUACUAGAAUACCUUGUUGAAAGAUAACAUUUCCUUCAUUCAAAUUGGUUCGUAGGUAAGUCUGGGUUUUUGAUAAACUAUUCCCCAAGAGUGAUCAGCAAUACAUGGAACAGAAAUGAUGUAGUAGUCGUUUUGAUAGUUGAUUUGAAAAUUCUGUUGAUUAACGGAUGAGCAGCUGUUCUUUGUGUUGAAAUAAAGCACAGUAGUGUCCAUUGCUGAAUUUUAAUGUGUUACUUGAAGUAAUACUGGCAUAUCUUCUGGUACACUAAUCUGAGCAGACUAGAAAAGCCACUUGCAUGCUGCUGUAGAUGAUCCCAUAGCUCUCUAACAAUGUGGAUUGUUUUUUAUUAACUUGUGUCCUCAGCAAAUUGCUCUAGUUCAAAUUCUUGAGGAGGGCAGCAGCAGUCUGUUUACAUAAGGAUGCAAACAGAAAAUGGUGUGCCCAUUUUUACAUAAAGAUCUGCAAGGUACAAUUGGCACAUAUUCAGAUCUCAGUCACAUAGUGACUUUUGAUUUAAAUUUUAGAUACAUCAAGUUGUGUAUUGAAUAAAUGCGAACAUUAAUGCAGUGAAAACUCAGAAAAGUAUUUGUUUAAAUGUUUGAGUUUAAAAAAGAAAAACAAAAGAAAAAAAACCUUCCAUGGAUACUAUAUGAAAUACGUUAGGCAGGGUUUGACCGAGGAAGUGGUUUUCUGUAAAGGUUUAAGUACCAAAGGUAGAAAAAUCUAGUCUAGCGAUACAAUGUUAAUGUGCAGUGUUGGCUUUUCUAAUUUGUACUGUAACACCUUCACACUUUCUAUUUUAAAUGAAUCUUUUCCUUUUAAAUAAUAUUAGGUAUAUUUUCACACCUUUCUUUUCUGAUGCAGAAUUCAGGUUAACAUUUUACUGCAUCUGGUAUGUAUGGUGUAAUAUGUUUGGAUCCUUGUGACCUUUCUUUUGGACAUUCUUGUGCUUUUUCAUAUGCUGUAUUCUUCAAGCAAUAAAAUUCUGAUGUGUUUUUAUAAAAUUGCUUUUAUAUUUAAUGAAUAGUCUGUCUUCUUCAUUGCAUUUAUAAAGAAAAAAGUUAAGACUGCUUAAACUCUGCUGUUAUUUUGACCCACUGAACACUUCUUGUGACCGAAGUCUUUACAACCUGAGUGCUGUUGGAUGGCAUUGCUGUUCACUGGGGUUGUCAAUGCUUGCAAACAAUAUUUCUGGGCUUGACCUGCUCUCUUUCCUCUUGGGAAUUGCAUUUUGUGUAUAUGCCUUUUUAUAACCUAACCUUCUUAACUUGAAGUUGGACAAAACCUCUGUAGAUCAGGUAUAAGUUACUGAAAUACUUCCAGAUUAACAAAGGAAAAGACCACAGGCAGAGGCUAGAGAAAUAAGAAUAUAUGUUAGUCUCCUGUUGAAUUAAUUUCAUGUAGAUAGUCUUGUUUAGAGACUACUUUAUUUAUUCAGCCAUUCCAUCUCAAGUAUGAAAAGUAAAUGCUGGCAGAUGCAGGGGGAGAAUCUUCACUGAUCUUUCAACAAACUAAGAAUUUUGUAUUACUUUCCUGUUGUGCUUCCAUGUACUAUCUGUUCAGUGAAGACAAGAGAUUUCUGAAUUUGUGGUACAACUGAUUUUUUGGUACACCAGAUACAUAUAGUGUAAAGUUUGGUUAGUGAACUGUGUUGUUACUUUGUCUCAGAAGAAACACGUAUAAGGAUGUGUCCGUUUCUCCAUUGUUGAGUUGAUGAGAUUAUCUGUGGGUUUUCCAUAAUUAUUCUGACAGUCUGUUUCAGAGUGCUUUCACUAAGUGAUUUUAUUGCAAAAUCUUUCUUUUCUGUUACUUUAAUAAAGCGUAUGUCUGCAUGACAAUGUGGAUAAUGAAUAUAGUUGUAUUUACUCCUCUGAGGUACUUUUAAAGGAAGUGUCUUGAGGAUUCUAAACAUCAAAUACUUAAAAUGGUAUUUGAAUUUCACUACUUAAAUGUGGCUGGUUGAGUUUGGUAUUGAAACACUGGAAAGGAAUUUCUGCAAGAGUAGAAAAAGUCUCUGAAAGCCACAAUUAUAAAUGGUGCUCUUCAGAUUUUGUGAAAGUACCUCCAUUAAGGAGGACUUGAUGUAAUAAUGUCUGUGUUGCAGUUUUCAUAAUUUUGAAACAGUGCCAAGUCAAGAGCAUAAAGUGACUUAAUGAUUGUUGUGGAUCAGCAAACCCCUUACUCUGAAAUGUAUGUCUCAUUUAUAUCUCCCAAUGUUGGAUUGCAAUUUUGUGUAAACCAUGUACAAAACAGUGUGGAAGGAGAAGUGUUAAGGAGAAAGGUUAAGAAUGCUGUGGCUAAACUUACUUUUGGUGUUACACUAUUAAUCUGUCUAAGAUAGAAAAGUUUUACUUACACAGUGGGAGCGUGUCAGUGGGAUACUGGACAGCAUUGAGAUGGAUUUUGCGUACAGAUAGACAGUCUAGCUCUUUGAUCCCUUGGACUUACUAAAAGUCUACUCAAUGAAUGUGCCAUCUGUGACUAGAGUGUGCUGGGUAUAACUCAGUGGUGAAAAAGAGUAUCAGUGAAGCUUAGCAUAGGCCAGUUAAGGUUUGCUGGCAAUCAGGAACAAUAACUUCCUUUGCAACAGAUGUUUGUGUUUAGUCUGAAUAAUUUUUUUCCUGAUUGAAAUUAGUGUUUUUGGUCCCAUGCAAGCAUAGCUACAGAAAUUAGUAAUUUUGAAAAUUUAAUAAUGGAAAUAGUUAUCCCAGUUCUUGGGUACGUGGUGCACCAAGUAGGCUAGAGCUGUGCAUUCCUGGAAAGAAACAGAUCCAGUGAAUGCUUGAAUUGGAGGCUGUUCUUUUCUGUGGUACUGUGCUAGAAUGCAACUGAGCCAGUGCUUGGGGAGUGGAGGUUUUGCAGCAAAGUGAUUGGCCAGUGAAUCCAAUUGGAUACGCCAGAUCCCAUACAUGAGUCAUUCCGAAAUCCCAUAAGCAUGGGUUUUGCUGUGUGGAUGAGUCUAACAUAAACCUGAAUAACUGAGGGUAGAAAUAUCUAGCAGAUGAUGUUCCUGUGUAUGUUGGGAAAGGUGAUGUUUGAUUGUAAUUCAUGCUUGUGAUUAAUUGUCAUGUUGGCUACAGGAAUGCAACGUGAAGAUUUCUGUCCCACAGGCUGAACCAAACAUUCAAGUAAGGAUUGACAGUACUUACUACAACCUGUUUCCUUUUUCCUGAGCUUUAAAUGUGAAGAGCUACUAUGCUUUAUGUAUCUGGAGUGAAGAUUUAUAAGAGGCAUAUUAAAUUCUGUAAAGAUUAUAUUUAAUUUCAAGGCAGAAUCUUCAUGGGGUUAACUUUUUAAUGCUUUAGAGAUGUUUGGGGUUUUUUUCUUUGUUUCAAAGAAAGUCAUGGGUAUUAAACUAGAGGCACUGAACUCCUCAUUAUUUGCAUCAAAGGCAGAAGAAUUUCACCAUCGCAAGGCCUGGAUUUCACUUCUCCUCUUCCCUCUCAGCCCCCACCUAGAAUAACUAAUGGAGUAGUAGUAUUGCAUGGUGUAACUUCGAACGAUUCCCACACUAAUCUCAGUAGGAAUUAGUCCAGUUUUGGUAUUAGUUACUACUCAGUAACUUUUAUAUCUUCAAAGCAUUGUACAAGCAUUAAUUAGGUAUAGACAAUGUUGCACUGCCCAGUGUAAUAAUGUCAGUAUUUGAGCAGUCCAUGCUGUGCUUUGAAGUUAACACUUUCACAUGCUACAGAACUAAAAGGUGGUGCACUAUGUAGAGGAAAAAGAUGUUAUCUUCAUGACAGACUGCAUGGAAGGGUGACUCAUCUAGAGAGCAAAUAAUUGGGAAAACAUACAGACUUGUUAUAAAAGUCAUUGUCAGAGAUGAAAGCAUUUAUUUGUAAUAGCACAGUGCUUGGGAUUGCUGGUUAUGGCCCAGGACUUGGUUUUAUUAAUGUUGUGUUCAAGUUUCAUUCUGUCACCUACAGAGUGAAAAACCACAGCUGAAUUAGAAAUCAAAUUAAAUGUCCUUUUUGUUUCAGGUAUGAAUUUGUUUUCUCAGGCAGCAGUAUAAACCAUGGGAGAAAACUAAAUUUAUCAGGGCAGUGGCAGUGUUAGUAAUACAAACAACCUAAAAGUCCGCACCAUCCCACCCUGCAGUAAAGUAGACCUCACUUCUAAAAAUGUUAGAAAAUGUGUAUGACGAAGGAAGAAUAUGAGCAACAGAGAUUCCCCCCCCCCCGCCCCCCACUGUAAUGCAAACAGCUAACUGGGGCAACUUUUCAUGCAUAGAUAGUUAUUUUUCAGGCAGGUCAAGUUCAAAACUUUAAAUAAAGACAGUUGCUUCUUAAAUACACACUUAAAUACAUCUUCCGUAUUCUCUCAUAGUGUUAUAUAUUCUCUACCUAUGGUAAUUUAAUUGUUGGGGAUUGCUGGGUAAGUUGUAUACAACUAAACUCAUUGCCCUUAAAUUAUGAGGAACUUGUUCAUGUCUUGCUUUCAAUAUGUUCUAAUGUUUUGAAAUUCGAAACUGUUGGAAACAAUAAUGUUUUAAUUUCUACAAAAAUUUUACAGUUUUUGAGAUGCUUAUAAAAUUGUUUUUAAAAAUAUAGUUCCAAAUAGAAUUUAAACAAAGCUAAAGUUUUAUAAACAAAUGAAAUUAGUUUAUUUUAAUAUAUUGUAUCAUUAAAAUGAAAGGGGCAAUUUGUGACUGAAUGUGAAAAAGAUGUUUCUUCUCUCUGCAGGAUGUGAAAACACAGGGCUAAACUGUCUUUCAUUGCUGUUAGGGAAUUAUCUUUUCCAAAAUGUGGAAAAAUGUUAUUUUACCUAUUUUGAAAGUGUUAGUUGAAGUUCUGAGACAAAAAUCACCCCUCUGACUUUUCUCUCAGGAAAAUGCACUGGCUUCCCGUCUUAGAUGAAAAGGAUCUAGGGCAUGAGUCACACAGUGCUGUGGGAAGAACUAGAGUAGCAGACAAGCCAGGGGGGAGAGGGCAUUUCAUUGAUUGCUUUAACUGUGUUUUUGCUUUAAUGAUGUGGAAAAGGGAUUGAGAAUUGGACAUUGCCCUAAAAUGAAAUAUCUGGUAUGACUGUGUUGUAAUAGCAUACUUUAAAAGUUUCUCCUUUAUGAAGGCAGAAUAAAGCUUCUGAAUGCUGAAAUAGAUUUUAUUUUUAUUCUUUUUUUUUUCUUCACAUGUAUCUGUGUUGGAUAUAUUUUUGUAGCCUGCCUCAGUGGUGUAUAUAUUCCAACCCAGAGGGGCAGUUUAGUCCUCAGAGUCAAUCAAAUUUUCUACCUGGUGCUGAAAAUGGUGCCUUUUUUUAGCCUGAAAGACAAAGGUCAUAGGAAAUGGUAACAUCUUUUUGUGGACUAGCUAUUAAAGACACAAAGGUAGUAGCAACACAACUGAACCCUUAUGUUCUGUGUACUUCCUUUUCAAAAGUUCGUCAGCUUAGGAGACCUGUACGUAAGGAGAAUACCCACGGUAGUGGUAAAUCCAAAUUGAAAAACCCUGGCUACUAGAAGGUGAGUGGGUUAGGGAGGGAAAAGAACAGUUUUAAGAAAUUGUGUAUAUUCUUCCCUUUGCAUCUCACCAUGUCUCAAAGGGAAGAAUAUGCGAACACAAGGGUGUGUGUGGGGAAAGUCUCUUACUAGGAUUCAGUUGGCUACCUGAUAGAUUUGAUCUGCCUUUUAAGUCCAAAGAGGAAGCAUUGGUCUUUUAAUUUAGUUAAAUACAGCUCCAAAGAUGUCAUGUCAC
Chroicocephalus ridibundus (black-headed gull) is the source of this 7648-nucleotide messenger RNA. It is a transcript of the gene DR1, whose product is annotated as down-regulator of transcription 1. The transcript is spliced from 3 exons. Lineage: Eukaryota; Metazoa; Chordata; Aves; Charadriiformes; Laridae. The record is from RefSeq and is a predicted model, not a curated record. The coding region runs from base 439 to 969 and encodes 176 amino acids. Gene Ontology annotation, molecular function: protein heterodimerization activity; RNA polymerase II general transcription initiation factor activity; TBP-class protein binding. Gene Ontology annotation, cellular component: negative cofactor 2 complex. Gene Ontology annotation, biological process: RNA polymerase II preinitiation complex assembly; negative regulation of transcription by RNA polymerase II.